AUGGCCACCGUGCAUCAUUUGAACCUCGACUUGGGCAUCACCCCAGAGAACACGUACUCCCUUGCCGGAAAACAGAUCAAGUUCGAUUCCAGCGCCGAUAUUGAACAAUAUGUCAAGGAAUUAGACCUGUUCAAGGACUUGAAGAAAAUCGACUUCUCGGGUAACACCAUCGGAAUCGAAGCUUCCAAGACCUUGAGUGAGGCUUUGUUGAAGCACAAGGACACCAUUGUCGAAAUCAACUUCUCCGACUUGUACACCGGAAGAUUGAACACGGAAAUUCCUCAAUCGUUGGAAUACUUGUUGCCUAGUUUGCUCCAAUUGACCAACUUGAAGGUGGUCAAUUUGAGUGACAAUGCAUUUGGCUUGCAGACCAUCGACCCAAUAGAGGCCUACUUGGCCAAGGCCGUCACCAUCGAGCACUUGAUUCUCUCCAACAACGGGAUGGGUCCAUUUGCCGGUGCUAGAAUCGGAGGUUCUUUGUUCAAGUUGGCCACAGCCAAGAAAGCCGCUGGUAAGUCCUCUUUGAAGACCUUUAUUUGUGGUAGAAACAGAUUGGAAAACGGAUCCAUCAACUACUUGGCAGUUGGUUUGAGAAACCACAAGGACUUGGAGAAAAUUAGAUUGUACCAAAACGGAAUUAGACCAGCUGGUAUCUCCAAGUUAAUUGAACAAGGUUUGGCUUCCAACAAGAAGUUAAAGGUUGUGGACUUACAAGACAAUACCAUCACUACUCCUGGUGCCGUCAAAUUGGCUGAUUCCUUGGGUAACUGGCCAGAAUUGGUGGAAUUGAACCUUAACGACUGUUUGUUAAAGAACAAGGGUUCUUUGAACUUGGUGGAAUCCUUGAACGCUGGUGCACCAAAGACCAGCAUCACUACCUUAAGAUUACAAUACAAUGAAUUAGAAGAAGAUAGUUUGAAGGUUCUCGUGGAAGCCGUGAAGGAGAAGUUGCCAAACUUGAAGGUUUUGGAACUUAACGGUAACAGAUUCGAAGAGGAUUCCGAAUUUGUUGAGCAAAUCAACGAGGUAUUUGAAGAGAGGGGCUACGGUGAACUCGAUGAGCUCGACGAGCUUGAAGAAUUGGACAGUGAUGAAGAAGACGAGGAUGAUGAGGACGAAGACGACCAGUUGGAAGACGAUCUCGACUUGAACGAAUUGGAAGCCAACUUGGCUGGCAAGCUGGAAGAGCACGGGGACUCUAAUGUCGAUGAAAUUGCCGAUGAAUUGUCCAAAACACACAUUAAGUAG
Molecule: messenger RNA, 1248 nt
Organism: Suhomyces tanzawaensis NRRL Y-17324
Lineage: Eukaryota; Fungi; Ascomycota; Pichiomycetes; Serinales; Debaryomycetaceae
Gene: RNA1
Product: GTPase-activating protein
Exons: 1
Coding region: 1-1248 (415 amino acids)
Biological process (GO): activation of GTPase activity; nucleocytoplasmic transport
Cellular component (GO): perinuclear region of cytoplasm; cytosol; nucleus
Molecular function (GO): GTPase activator activity; small GTPase binding
Source: RefSeq, a predicted model, not a curated record